Molecule: messenger RNA, 5160 nt
Organism: Vombatus ursinus (common wombat)
Lineage: Eukaryota; Metazoa; Chordata; Mammalia; Diprotodontia; Vombatidae
Gene: AGPAT5
Product: 1-acylglycerol-3-phosphate O-acyltransferase 5
Exons: 8
Coding region: 169-1269 (366 amino acids)
Cellular component (GO): endomembrane system; mitochondrion
Molecular function (GO): acyltransferase activity
Source: RefSeq, a predicted model, not a curated record
CGACUCCGGAGCGGGCAGGGGGAGGGGGCCGGGCAGUCUGUGGCUAGGGACUUUCCUUUGGGCCCGGUGAUCCCUUGGCGGCCCGGAGGAAGGGAAGGAGAAAGGGAAGCAGCAGGAGGAGGAAGCCGGGCCACAGCAUCGCGAGCGAGCGAGCGGCGGAGCAGGAAGAUGCUGCUGUCCCUGGUGCUCCACACGUACUCCAUGCGGUAUGCCCUCCCGGCCGCCGUGAUGCUGGGCACGGCCCCCACCUAUAUCUUGGCCUGGCUGGGCUGGCGCCUCUUCUCCUUAUUUCUGCCGGGAGCACGCAUCUAUCAGGAGGUGGACGAUCGCUUCUACACCAUCUACCAGAGCAUGGUGCUCUUCUUCUUCGAAAACUACACCGGCGUCCAGAUAAUACUAUAUGGGGAUUUGCCAAAACAUAAAGAAAAUAUAAUAUAUUUAUCAAAUCAUCAGUGCACAGUUGACUGGAUUGUUGCUGACAUUUUGGCAAUCAGGCAGAAUGCUCUUGGACAUGUACGCUAUGUUCUGAAAAAUGGCUUAAAGUGGCUUCCGUUGUAUGGGUGGUAUUUUUCUCAGCAUGGAGGAAUCUAUGUAAAACGAAGUGCCAAAUUUAAUGAAAUGGAAAUGAGAAACAAGCUACAGAAGCAGAUGGAUGCAGGCACUCCAAUGUAUCUUGUGAUUUUUCCAGAAGGAACAAGGUACAAUCCAGAGCUAACAAAAGUUAUUUCAGCUAGUCAAACAUAUGCUGCUGAACAAGGCCUUGCAGUGUUAAAACAUGUCUUGACACCAAGAAUAAAGGCAACAUAUGUUGCUUUUGACUGUAUGAAGAAUUACUUAGAUGCGAUUUAUGAUGUCACAGUAGCAUAUGAAGGUACUGUGGAUCAAAUGGGAAAAAGAAAAGAAGCACCUUCUAUGACUGAAUUUCUAUGCAAAGAAUGUCCAAAAGUUCAUAUUCACAUUGAUCGCAUAGACAAAAAAGAUGUCCCAGAAGAACAGUUGUCUAUGAGAAGGUGGCUUCAUGACCGCUUUGAAAUAAAAGAUAAGUUGCUGAUAGAAUUCUAUGAUUCACCGGAUUCCCAAAGGAGAAGCAAGUUUCCAGGGAAAUGUAUUAAUUCCAAACUAAGCCUCAAGAAAACUUUGCCAUCUUUACUAUUCUUAGGUGGUCUGACUGCUAGUAUGCUCAUGACAGAGUCUGGAAGGAAAUUGUAUGUGAAAACCUGGAUAUAUGGAACCGUAAUUGGCUGCCUGUUGGUUAGUAUUAAAGUGUAAGCAAAUGCUGUCUCCAAUCAGUGGAAUGAGCUAUCCUGUCUCUUGAGAGACAGCUGCACAUUUCACUAAACUGUUUCCUGAAUUUAUAAAGAAGUGUAAAUAAAGCCUUAUUGACUGAACAUUGGAUAAAUUACAAUUUGUGACUUCAGCCUAUUUGUGGUUGGUCUUGGAUAAGCAUACGUAAUUUUACAAGUUUACUCUUGAAUUUGCUGUAAAGUGAAUAGAUAUACUGAGUUGUGUUAUACCUUGCAUUCCCCAUGAACUUAAUGUCAGUUUUGGAUGAACUACAGAAAAUUAAUGGAAGUGUAUAGCUUGUUAUUUUUUAUGUAACUCAAGUUGAUCAGUGAAUAUAUUCCUGGAUAUUAAUUUGCAGUAUAUAUUCUUCCAUUUUUUUUUUGUUAUUUUAGGUUGGUUUUUUUUUUCCACAACUUGUGACUUUAUUAAUUGUAGCUAACAAAGCUAGUAUUUUGCAGUUAUGUGACUUUUUUUGUUGUUGGUCAGUGUGUUUCUUCACAGAAGUCUAAGAAAUUAGUACCUAGAUAAGGAAAUGUAUAAAGACACAAGAAAUGUUUAUGGGGAAGAAGCUCUUUUUACCUAGUCUUUUCAUUAUUUCAUUAUUAGCUGAUUUAAUUACUUAUAUAUGUAAAACAUUUCACUAUGUCUAUUUUUAAUCAAAUUAGCCUAAUUUUCACACCUUGUGCUGUGCACAGAAGAAUGUAUAAAGUAUAAUGAAAAUUAAGUCUAAGCUAAAAUUGUCACCCAACCAAAUUGUAGGAAAACAUUUUUAAAAAUUGUUCAGUUUAAUAAAGAUUUCAGCUAAGCUAACUAGAACAUAUGUGCCAUAAAUAGUAGAUCAUUUAAGUUUUCUGUUACUUCAUAAUUAUCUGAGCAAUCAAUUUGAAUUGUAUGUUUAUUCUUUUACUCUUAAUGGGUCAAAAGUAUAUUUGAGGUAGCAUAAAGCACUCAAAUGUUUCUGCUAAACUUUUAAGCAUGUGCCUUUUGCCUACUAGUUUGGUUUUUAACUUAAUAUUUAGUAAAAAAAGAAAAUUAUUUUUAUUUUACUAUCAUAUAAUUCCAUUGACUAUCAUAUAAUUUUCAUUUGAAUUAGAGAUUGUAGUGUUGAUAUGUAUGGUUUAUACAGUAGACUAUUAGUAAAAGAAAUCCAUAGCCAGCCAGUAUUUGUCCUGCUUAAAAUUGAACCCUUUGUUUGGAGGUUCUCACUGCUACUGCCAAUGCUCUUUGCAGUUGUCUCACGUCAAGAAAUUCUUGUUCCUGGAGGCAAUGGGAUAUUUAUUCCAUCAAGCAGGACUAAGGGAAUGAUCUUCCUUUAGAAAAUGUGUUUUUUUUUUUCCAAUUCUGUUGGAAAAAUCUUGACCUGGCCACAAGGCAAAAGAUUAAUAUUGCUCUCCUUGAUUCUUUGAGUUUUCCAUUUUAAUGGGGUUUGUGGCUCACUGAAUCAAAUUAAGAAAUUGCAUUUUGACAACUGAGUCAUUACACUCAUCAACCAUAGAACAAGAUAUGGUUUGCAAUGACUGUUUUACUUUUUUUUUUAUUUCUUAUCAUUUAUAGUAGUCCUUUAGGGUCACAAUUCUAGGUUUAGAUUUGUUAACCCUGGGUUUUUGUUACUGGAUUUGCAGCAUCAGUGACUAAGGCAAGAGACGCUAAUUAAAUCAUGAUGAAUCAUGAAAACAAUUACAAUAAAUAAUGUUUAAUACAAUACAGUGUGCUUCUCUGAAAACAGAGUGAGUAAACUAUAUUUUAAGUAACAGCUUUGAAGACUUAAGUAUGGCAUACAUAAGCAGCAUAAAAUUGGUUUAACUCUGACAUAGGCAGAUCUAUGUGCGGUGUUAUAAUGCCAAACUUAUUUUAAACUUCCUUUACCAUGAAAUUUAGAACAAAUUUUUUACUGUCUUUGAAAAUGUUUUUAAGACUCACAAGUACACACACACACACACACACACACACACACACCACAGCUAGUUAAGUUAGGAUAAUAAUCAAGCUCCACAAAAAUAAUUAUGAUAUUUAUUUUUCACCUAAUAACUGGAUAUCUAGUUGGUGUACCUUAGGUAAAAUUUUAAAGUGCAUUAUUGUUUAAGUUAUGUUCUUCCACAGUGAUACAAAAUAGCAGUGUGACUAGAAUGAAAAUCAUCUUGAACAUCUGGCUCUUUGAUUAUGCUGACACACUUUUCUCACAGACUGGAAAGCCUAAUAAAAUAAUUCUUAUUUUAUAAGUUCAUUUGCUUAUGUAUCAAGAUGUUUGGAAAAUUAGUUGCUCUUAACAUGCACUGAUAUUAACUUGAAUUUUUUCUUAUUAAGGUCAAGGGCCCCCUGCUCAUAUUUUUUGUUUUUACUUUUAGUGAAGUAUUCUCAUAAAAUAUCCCUUUAAGCUUUUGUUUAUAUCAUUGUUUACAGCUGAAUUAUCGCUUAGUUAUUCUUUACAAAAUACAAUCACUGUGUAUGCAUCUUGUGCUUUUCAGCAAAAGGGUUUGUGUGAAAGUCAGCAAAAUAAAAACUUUCCGUCUCUUAUGUCUGUGCUACUUAAAAUUUUGUGAGCUUGAAAUAAUUCAUGAGCAAUUACAUGCAGAGAACAGGUGUUGUAACUGGCUAUACUUUCAGAACUUUAUAAAAUGGUAAUCUUUUUCUAAGGUAUGGUGAGGAGAUAAGUAUUUUUUCAUAGACGAUCAUACCCCAAGUGCAUAAGAUUUUUUUUUCUGUGCAUCUAAGUUAACAGGUAUUGUUUAUGAUUAAGGGUAGGAGGAUUUUGGAGCGAACUUGCUGGCAACUUCCUGGACAGUUAUUUGUGCAAUAGUAAAUUAAUUACUUGAGGGCUAAAAAAAAGUUCAGUGAGUAAAAAUGCCAAUUCCAGCCAUUCAUUGUAUUGAAUCAUAUCCUUGUAUCAAUGAUGUUCUCACAUUUUCUUGUCUGUGGUUUCUUCUUUAAGAAACGUGCCAAAUAAUUUUAUUAGACACUCUUUCUUUUGCUGUUUAUAUAAUUUUAAUUAAUAAAUGAUUUUGCUGCUCUAAAUAUAAAAAGCAAGGCAUAACUCCAUGCCUUCUCAUUUGCAUUUUGCAGAUUAUUUGUUAAAGAUGGCCAAAAUAACCAGAUUAACCAUUUUAUUGUUUUGUUAACUAAAUGCAGACUCAUAUAUCUUGAUGUGUAUUAAACACGUAUUCAUUGAAAAUUUUUAGGUCUAGGUAGUAUUUCAUAUGUAUAAUUUUACAUCAGAUAUCAAAAGUCAUCAAAUAAAUAUUUGUAUGUGAUGAAAUAUAGUAUAUAAGGGAAAUGUCUUUGACAUUUAUUCCUAGUGAUGUAAAAUGUUUUUCAAGUGCUUAAUUCAGUCUGUUUCAUAGAAAUUUGUCUAUUAGUGUAAAUUACAUUUCAGGGUGUAUUUAGUUGGGGCAAUUUACUUAUGAUGAGCAAAAUAUAUUUUCAGAUCAGAAUUUAGCUAAAUCAGUAUCACAACCUGCCAUUUAAGGCAAUUUGCAUCAUAUAGAGACUUAUGAUAUAAAAAAUGCAAAUGAAGAACUUGGAAUUUCAUCAUCCUGACUGAGGAGGUUUCCAAAUAUAUGGUAGUACAUAAGCAGAAGAUCUAUAUUACUAACCAAAUUUUUCACUUUUCAGCCGCAUAAUUUGGAGUACUGUGGACCAUGUCAUUGAUUUAAUUUUUUCAGAUUGGUCACCUUGAAAUGCCAGCUAUUUCAUGUAACUUAAGGAUGAAUGGAUAAAAUGUUUUAAAUUUUUGCUAUAAGUACAUAAUUCCUGUAGGACUUGAAUUUUAAGUCAAAUGAUUUGGUUAUUAUCCUGAAGAGAAAGAAAUCUGAAACUAUUUUCUAGGUAGCCACACAAGAAGAGAAAACUCCUUUACCCCUAUUCUAUUAAAAAAAAAAA